CUAACAAGAAAGAUGAAAGACAGAGACCUAAUCGUUUUCCUCUUGUGCAUAAUUGCAUGGCGUUAUGACAUCGGAGUCCCACUUGCCAAAGCAAUGCAGCCUUUCCUGUCAUGCCAUUUAGCAAAAUAUACAAUAUACCAAUCCCUUCCCACAAAAUGAAAGGUGUUUUGUGCCCAGUGUGCGACCCUCUGUAUAUAAAGCAGUGUCUGGCAACAGUUGGGAGGGUCUCAUGCUCGUCCCGGUACCAGUUACUGGCGGACUGCUGUGCCAGGCGUAGCCUACUGGUGACUCUGGUAGCCGAGAGCAUGAGGCAGACUCCACUAGCUACCUCACAAGUGUUCUCGUAACUGCCUCAUUGCAUGUGUCGCCUCAUACACCACCCAAGGCAGCUGCCGAUCGUUUCCUUACCAAGUGCCAUAUAAACAUGUGUUCGGCGAGUGUAGUCUGAAAGCAGGUUUAAAAAUCAACUCCCAUAGUGGUUCAUAAGUGUGCAACGCUCAGUGGAAAAUGUGCCAGUGUGUCAGUGGUGUUAUCGCAACAUCUGAAACGAAAUUGGUGAUAACGUCGUUGAUUUAGAGGAUAAGGAAUACCCGGAGAAGGAAUCUUGACCUAGUUUCCCGUCGGGACGAAUUGUUUCUCUAUCGGGGAAUCGAAACGGCUCGCAGGGUCAGGCCCCCUAGUGUCGUGUUUAUUUACAUGCCACAAAGGCUCGCGGUGAGGGAUCGGGCCUGGAAGCGGAGUUCGUCGUCGGCGCUUUUUCCCUGUGAGCGCUCUCUCUCCCUCCGGCCGCCGAGCUCGCAACGAACUUUCUUCACUGAUCUGACGCCGAAGAAUGCAAGGGAGGGCGCUCUAGCGGGGUCGAAGGAGUAAUGACGACCCCGAUAUGGCGUCUAUUACCCGCGCUUGCCGCGCUGUGGGCGGCCCUGGGCGUGGCAUGGGCGGGCUACGACGAGUACAUGACAUGCGGCAGCGGCAGCGAGCGCUACGGGCGGCAGUUCCGCUUCCACCCUGAGCUGCCCUGCGACCUCACCAAAGAGGCCUGGUGCACCGACCCCGGCAACCAGUACCCGUGGAACUCGGUGCGCAGGUUCGUGUACGAGAACCAGGGCCUGAUGAAGCGCAUGUACGGCAACCAGCGGCACUACAACGUCCUGCGCACGGAGAUCCUCAACGAGAUGUACGACCAGCUGUACGACGAGAUGCCCAAGCGCCAGCACCACAAGUACCGCCGCCGCCGCCCCCGCCCGCCCCCCCGGCCUCCCCCCAGGCUCGCGCUCCGGCAGGUACCAGAAGGCCUCGAGAGCCAACGCCCUCAGGCGGGAGGGCGACAAGGCCAAGGGCGCGCCGCCGCAGGGCAGGGGCAGCCGCCAGAACUCCCGCUCGAUGAAGGUUAUCGCCGAGGCCGAGGUCGCGAGGGCGCCGCCGCCCCGCUCGAGGGUCAAGGUCACCAAGACAGGAGGCCCGUGGGAGCCGGGGACGCCUUUGGACGAGGCUCUCGAGGCCACCUUGGUUCCGCCGGAGUUCAGGGACGAGCUGGAGGAGGAGCUCUGGGCUACCACGCUCGCCGAGCCCGCCACGGACGCCUCGGCCUCCUACUCCUCUUCUUCCUCUUCUUAUUCUUCUUCCUCCUACUCUACGCCCAUUUCCGAUUCGGAGGUUGACAGCACUUACGCGUCCCUGGAUGAG
This is a messenger RNA of Penaeus vannamei (Pacific white shrimp), 1686 nucleotides long. NCBI's taxonomy places the organism in Eukaryota, Metazoa, Arthropoda, Malacostraca, Decapoda, Penaeidae. The record is from RefSeq and is a predicted model, not a curated record.